CUGGGAGAAAAGUGACAUGUAAGAAACUGAUAACUAUGGCCUCGAAAGCAAAUGUGAUGUAAUAAUGCUUCAGCAACAAAUCGCCAUAUCGCAAUGCAGAAUAACGCUAUGUACAGCUUAACCUCGUGAAGAGGCAGCAAGGAAAACAAAGGCCACGAGACUAACCCGAGUGCACAUCCAGCAUGCGCUCUGUAUUCCGCCUGAACAGUUUCUCCGCCAACUCGGGGUCGUGGGUGGAAAGGUCCAAGCACCACUCGGUGAAGGGGCUGAUGUCGACACCAGUGAAGCGGGUAUGAGGCCAGUCCGUGGCAAAGAUGACUCGGUCCGGUGCUGCAGCCAAGAACUCGCGUGCCAUGGCCUUCAGAUCACGCAUUUGUCCGUCUUUCGUAAGUCGAUAAGGGGCGGACAAUUUGAUGUAGGUGUUUCCGGCUCGGAGUAGCGAGAUUAAAGAGUGGAAGCCAGGGAGGCUAUAUGGAUUGAAGGGAUUGUUGCCUUUGGCCCAAGACGAGCCGGAAAGUUCAGGGCUUCCGAAAUGGUCGAUGCAAAGGGAGACACCGAGACGAGGCACCACAGACUCGAGCAUGGGUACCAUCUUCAGCGGAACGUAGACUUCGAUGAUCCAAUUCCGAGGGCGGGCAAUUUCGGCAUGGCUAAGUAAUGUCUCUUCCAACUCGCUUUGACCCAUCACCUUGCCCACGGACUGCAGGUUUACUCGCAGACCACGAACUCCGAGAGUGUGCCACUCAUCCAGCGUCUCUGACUGGAUCGUGGCAGGGUCAACCACGACCACACCGCGGCCACGAGAGGGACCGAGCUUUGACAGAGCCGCCAAUAGGCAGGAGUUGUCAGUUCCAUAGAUAGAUGGCUGGACAAGCACCAGGUUUUCGACGCCCAGGGAGGACUCGAAUGCAAGAGCGUCAGCUAAGGUAUGAACCUCUGGCUGAUAAACUGCUGUCGGAGCCACUGGAAAGCGCUGAGGCUCAACGACAUGCAUAUGGCCAUCCCAUGAACGCAGAGGAAUCCUCUUUCUCAAGGGCAGGCGAGAUGUAAUGGCCGUAGCCCCUGCGGCCGCUACAUAGACCGCACGCUGGGUAAUGCGAGUCGGAACCCCUGCGUUGAAUGGUAUCCGUCGGGGUCCGCCGAGUAUAGCAGCAUCAGGCUGAGUUGAUGUCAGCAUUGUGAAUUGAAUUAAAGAACGACGCUCGCAAUGGCCUUGUAGACAGAGCAAGGGAAGGAAUGCUCAAAGCCCUUGGGAGAUACAACUCACAAAUGUGCAGAAUCUGAUGCUGGGGCUUACCUUGAGGGCAAGUCUGAUCGGUAUCAUGCCGUCGUCUCCUCUGCUCGGUCAACGUCCGAAAGGAUGGGAUUCGUAGACCUGGAAAAGCAAGGAAAACAGCCGUUCAUCUUUUGCAAAUUUUUUUCAAAAUCUGCCGUGUGCCGUGUGCUUCCACAUGGUAGAGCGUAGAGCCCCUCAAACCUGACCCACCGUCGGCUGUUCACAGUCUCUCAGCGGCAACGAGGGAGGGUGACAUGGCGAAGGAGGAGUAGUAUCAAAGCGGAAGUUGUCCGGGAGCCCUGAGCCAUGAAUCAAGGUGGAUUAGCUUUUCCCCGUGACGCCGUCCGGCAAUGAAGUAUGGGGCUCGGUCGGCAAACUCAUGUUUGAUUGCCCGUACUCCGUACUCCGUAUGUUUAAUAAUGUGCAACGAUGAAGGUGGAGGGGGGGGGGGGGGGGGGGGGGGGGGGAGUCAAGGGAGAAGAGAAAGAGGGAAUAAGCGCAAAGCUUUCCGGACGUUGACCGAGACCUCAGCACGACCCCAAACGGGGUGCCGAGCACUUUCAGUCGCCGCCUGCUCAAUUUUCUUUAAUACCAUCGCCUCCUGGCGGUUAUUCCUCCACUACCCACUCCGUUACCCCGACCGUGCCUCCAGCUUCUCCAGCUUCCCCAGAUUCUGUAGCCUCCAUAGCUAUUGAAAAGGGGCCCUCUUGUGGGAAUCCUUUACGCAAGACAUCAUGCAAUGGCUGGAUCGCUCUCGGUGGACGACCAGCCCAUACUAUGCGCUGGUGAUCGUCGUGAUUGCGUGCGGGAGCAUUCCUAAAGGUUAUGACGAGGGAGGAUUCAGCGCGAGCGUCAAGCUCGAGUCGUUCAUGGUCGACUUUAACCUCAUCAAAUCCCAUUGGAAGAACAAUCCCACAGGGCUAACCAAUCGAACUGCCAACAUUACAUCCUUCAACGUGUUGGGGGCCGCAUUCGGUGCGCUAGCUGGCUUGGAUCUCAAUGAUCGCCUCGGUCGCCUUAUCUCGUGGCGAGUGGCCUGCAUCGUGUGGGCGAUCGGGACAUUUAUCCAAGUUUUCUCGUCUGGAAUCUAUGGCCUGCUGCUCUUUGCCCGCAUCUUCGCCGGCCUCGGUGCUGGCUUGUUAACGGUGACCUCGCCGCUAUAUCUAUCCGAGGUGGCACCUCGAGCGACGCGAGGUCUCGCGGUCGGCAUGUAUAUGGUGAUUUUGCUGGCCGUGCUCUCCAUGGGCUUCUUUAUUAAUUAUGGUGCCAAUCUCCACAUGGCCGCUACCCGUACCCAAUACCGGCUAGUCCAGGCUAUCCCACUGAUUCCUGUCGGUAUCGCCUUUGGCCUGUCUUUCCUCUGCCCGGAGACCCCUCGGUACCUGGUAUCGCAGCAGCGUCAUAAAGAAGGAAAGGAGGUGCUUGCCCUCCUGCGUGGCAAAUCAAUCGAUGAUGAGAGUGUGGAGGCCGAGUUUGAGGAGAUUGACCGACAAGCGCGCGAGCGGGCUGACUUGAAAUCCGUCUCGCACUGGCAGGCGUUCAAGGAAUCCCAGUCGAAUCCUAAUUACCGCCAGCGAUUCUGGUUGCUGAUGACGAUGCAGACUAUUGCUCAAUGGACCGGUGGCAAUGGUAUCACGUACUAUGUGACCACUAUCUUCGAGUAUGCUGGUGUUGCUGGUGCGAACCAGUCGCUCAUUUCAUCGGGCGCUUACGGAAUUGUCAAGCUCGUCUUCACCAUGGCAUUUACUUGGGGUCUGAUUGAUCGCUUUGGUCGCCGCCGCUGCGCUCUGACUGGUCUUACCCUCCAGCUGGCCGCACACAUAUAUAUGGGCGUUUACAUGGGCCUCCAGCCCGGCUCCUCAGACAAUCAGUCUGCCUCAGAUGCAGCUAUUGCAUCCGUUUUUGUAUAUGCCGUCGGCUGGUCGAUCGGGCUCUGCACUGUUCCCUACCUGUACGGUGCGGAGAUCUUCCCGACCCGGAUUCGCAACGUGAGCUAUGCCUUAAGCAUGGGUCUUCACUGGUUCUUCCAGUUUGCCGUUGUGCGUGUUACCCCGAACAUGUUCACUUCCCUUCAUGUGUGGGGUGCGUAUCUGUUCUGGGCGAUCAUUUGUACCCUGGGCCUGAUCAUUCUUGGCAUUUGGAUGCCAGAGACAGCCCAGGUUCCGAUUGAGCGGAUGGACGAGCUCUUUGAAGGACCGUGGUAUCUUCGCUGGCGCGCUCGCCCCAAGCACGUUGGUGACUCGUCUGAAACGACUGAAUCAAUCCAUUCUCACUACGACCGGGAUGGAAAGACAUUCGAGUCAAGGAUCACUUAGUCCCGCUAAGUGACUUUGCACAUUAAUCUAGCACCAUCUAUAUACCCGAUCCCCGAUACCUUUCACUUCAUUCCCCUCUCUUGACAGCCUUGCCUAUGGAUAUAUAGUCUGGCGACUGCGUUGUGUAUAAAACCUCUACCCUACACGUUGUAAUUAACUCUCAAUUUAGAGGGCUGUACAUAAUUGUAUACCCCAUUUCUCCCUAACAAUCUAUUAACGCCUGGAACAGACACAGCGUCAAUAAUCUGAUAUAAUCAAACUACUGAGCGAGGAACUCGGACUAAAAAGUGCUCCACCGUAGGCUCUGUUCCACCG
This is a messenger RNA of Penicillium brasilianum, 3906 nucleotides long. The record is from the annotation of a GenBank genome assembly. NCBI's taxonomy places the organism in Eukaryota, Fungi, Ascomycota, Eurotiomycetes, Eurotiales, Aspergillaceae.